This is a messenger RNA of Impatiens glandulifera, 2268 nucleotides long. Its product is annotated as putative pentatricopeptide repeat-containing protein At5g59200, chloroplastic. The record is from RefSeq and is a predicted model, not a curated record. The transcript is spliced from 2 exons. NCBI's taxonomy places the organism in Eukaryota, Viridiplantae, Streptophyta, Magnoliopsida, Ericales, Balsaminaceae. Gene Ontology annotation, biological process: RNA modification. Gene Ontology annotation, molecular function: protein binding; RNA binding. The coding region runs from base 122 to 2245 and encodes 707 amino acids.
GUUGUGCCGAUGGUUCCUUUUAUAUUCAUAAUUAAUUAAUAAAUAUAUAAGUGUUUGGAUUUUGGAAUAUAGUUUUGAAAUAAAUUCUAACAACGGUCAAGAGAAAUAACAGAAGAAAAGCAUGGUCGUGAAAUCCUCAGUCGGGAGCUGGAAGAAGCUUCAGUUGAAAAAGAAAUGGAGAAUGUACACCACAGCCAAUCGUCUCUCCAAGAUAGUCUCCACGAACAAGAUCAUAACCCAUCAUAUAAACCGAGGUCAAAUUGAUUUCGCCCGCCAACUGUUCGACGAAAUGCGUGAACGAACAGUUGUAUCAUGGAACACUAUGAUUUCUGGAUAUUCCAUCUCCAAGAGACUCGACGAUGCUCUACAUACUGUCUCGUUAAUGCACCGAUCCACUUUCAAACUCAACGAAACAACAAUCUCCUCUGUUCUUAGCAUCUGCGCUAGGUCACAAUCGAUACGUGAAGGUAAACAGAUCCAUGGUCUUCUUCUUAGAUCUGGAUUCGAGAGAUUCAAGUUCGUAGGUAGUGGAUUGUUAUUUCUUUAUGCUAACUGCUUCAAGAUAGAAGAAGCGUGCAGGGUGUUUGAUUCGUUGCAUGAAGAGAAUGAAUUGUUAUGGAAUCUGAUGCUUGUUGGGUAUGUUCAUUGUAAUCUAAUGUCUGAUGCGUUUAAUCUUUUUGCUAGAAUGCCAACCCAUAAUGUAGUUUCAUGGACGACGUUGAUUUCAGGUUAUUCAAAGUCCCAUGACGAUGAUUGCUACAAAGCUUUGCAGUUCUUUCGUUUGAUGACAGUAACUGGAGAAGUCUUACCAAAUGAAUUCACCUUCCAUUCUGUAUUAACAACUUGUGGUAAAAUCGGAGCUCUGCUUGUAGGAAGAACAGUGCAUGGAUCAAUCGUCAAGUUUGGGCUCGAAAACGAUUCCUCAAUUGGCGACGCACUCAUCGAUUUAUACUGUAACUGUGAAUCAAUCGAUCAUGCGAAAAGGGUUUACGACGAAAUUAUCAACCCUAGCUCAACUGCUGCAAACAGGCUCAUUGAUGGUCUGAUAUCAAUAGGAUGGACUGAAGUUGCUGAAAUGCUUUUCAACAGAAUGAUCAAUAGGGAUUCGGUAACGUAUAAUCUGAUGAUUAAAGCAUAUGCAUUGAGCGGUCGAAUCAAUGAAUCGAAAAAGGUUUUCGAUGAGAUGCCUGAAAGAACUAUAGCAUCGUCCAACACUAUGAUUUCUGUAUACUCUAGGAACGGAGAGCUAAACAAAGCUCUGAAACUCUUUGAAGAAACGAAACACGAAAGAAACCAAGUAACGUGGAAUGGCAUGAUUUCCGGUUACGUUCAUAACGAACUAUACGAAGAAGCACAACAACUCUAUCUAUCGAUGAUGAGAUUUGGAGUAAGACCAACGCGAUCUACAUUCUCGGUUCUGCUUCAUACUUGUUCAGUCCUGGGUGUCAUCCAGCUAGGACAACUACUUCAUGGAUAUGUUAUUAAAACAUCGUUGGAAUCAAAUGUUUUCGUCGGGACGGCUAUAGUCGACAUGUAUUCAAAAUGUGGCAGCAUUUCCGACGCGGAAAGAUCGUUUUUCUCGAUCUAUUCCCCUAAUGUGGCUGCUUGGACAGCUCUGAUAAAUGGAUAUGCACAUCACGGGCUUUCUAAACAGGCGCGGUUACACUUUAACCUAAUGUUGAAACAAGGGGUACGUCCGAAUGGAGCGACUUUCGUUGGGAUUUUGACAGCUUGUGGACGGGCUGGCUUGGUGGAAGAAGGAAUGAUGUAUUUUGAUUCAAUGAAACAAGUUUAUGAAGUGAUCCCGGGAAUUGAACAUUAUACAUGUGUGGUGGAUCUUCUUGGUCGAUCGGGGAAUCUUGAAGCAGCCGAGAGGAUUAUUAGACAGAUGCCUAUGGAACCGGAUAAUGUGGUUUUGGGGGCGUUGCUUAAUGGUUGUUGGUUUUGGAUGGAUAUGGAAAUGGGUGAAAGAGUGGCGGAGGAAAUGAUUCGAUUGGAUCGAAAAUCUGUAUUUGCUUACGUUAUUUUGUCUAAUAUUUACGCGGGUUUAGGCAAAUGGGAAGCGAAGACGAAACUUAGGAAGAGUUUGAGGAAAAUGGAAAUGAAGAAGGAGAUUGGUUGUAGUUGGAUUGAAGUGAACCAUGGAGUUCAUAUGUUCUUGGUUCAAGAUAGUAGUCACCCAAAUAGAAACAUGAUCUUUACAACUUUAGAUCAUUUGAUGGCAAAUGUAAGUCCUGAAAUUUGAUUCUUGUUUAGUAAUUAAUUGCC